Messenger RNA from Zootoca vivipara (common lizard), 1807 nucleotides. RefSeq names its product zinc finger protein 365 (gene ZNF365). Lineage: Eukaryota; Metazoa; Chordata; Lepidosauria; Squamata; Lacertidae. Gene Ontology annotation, biological process: regulation of neuron projection development; regulation of double-strand break repair via homologous recombination; telomere maintenance. The record is from RefSeq and is a predicted model, not a curated record.
UCCAGCCUCUACCCAGGCAGGCCUCUCUCCUCGCCAUCCUCCUCAGUGGGUGUGAAUGAGUGGGCGAGGGGUGUGACCGCGCCGGCUUCGGCGUGAUUUACGGCUUUGCUGAAAACGGCUUUUCCCCGCAGCAUCAGCACCGCUGGCAGCCGCCGCCGCCGCCGCCGCCACAGCAACAAGUCAGGAUCUGGAAAGUAAUGCAACAGAACGCUUUUGAAGAAAGCAGAUACCCCUGGCAGGAGUCGUUUGAAAAUGUCAGCGUCUGCAUGCCGUUCCGUUGCCCACGAUGCGGGGACCGCACCAGAUUCAGGACCCUGUCCUCCUUGAGAGCCCAUCUGGAAUACAGCCACAGUUACGAAGAUCGGAGCCUUCUGACAAAAUGCAACCUCUUUUCUUCCCUCAGAGACGCAGACCUGAUCUCUUCUUCCGAGCCCCUGACGCCAGGGAUGCUUGGCGACGGCACCAGUGUAAUGAAACCAAAGACGUCCUAUCUGAACUUCUGCUACACGGCCCAGGAGAACACCAAGAACAGGAAGCCACUGGAGGCGGAGGCGGAAAGGCCUGCGUCUCUGGGGUCAAAUUACACGUCAGGGGAAUCCGUCGACGAGCCGAUUUCUAAGCCAGGGUUGGCGACAAGUGACUCGAAAGCCUCGUUCGAGGCCCACGUGAGAGAGAAGUUCAACCGGAUGGUGGAGGCGGUGGACAAAACGAUCGAGAAGAGGAUCGACAAGCUUACCAAAGAGCUGUCCCAAAAGACGGCCGAGCUCUUGGAGGUUCGGGCAGCUUUUGUGCAGCUUACUCAGAAGAAGCAGGAAGUCCAGAGGCGGGAGAGGGCCCUCAACAGGCAAGUGGACGUGGCGGUUGAGAUGAUUGCGGUGCUGAAGCAGCGGCUUACGGAGUCAGAGAAGGAGCUCAACAGGAAGGAAGAAGAAGUCGUUACGUUUAAUCACUUCCUGGAGGAAGCUGCUGAGAAGGAGCUUCGCGGCAAAGCCAGGCUCCAGCGUUUCAUUGAGAAUCUCCUGCAGCGGGUGGAUCUGGCAGAAAAGCAAUUGGAGUACUACCAGAAUCAGCAGAUUGUGGGCAGCUACAGCGAUGUCCAUGAAUAUGUGUUUACAGAUAUGUCACCCAGCAAGAAACCCAGAUGCCUCAGCCGAGGAAACCAACACGGUUACUAUAACACCCCUGAUGUGAAACCUCACUCUCUUCAGAAAGGACGGAUGCACUUGAAGAAAGCCAAGGAGGACAAAUCCUGCGCCCACCCGGUUAAAUUGUUUUAUGAACCUGUUGACUGCUCGAGGGACGUUUGGAGACCUCAGAAGAAAGGGGACGCCGUCAGUGCCUCCCGCAAGGUUAACGCGAAAUCAAAAAUCAGUAAAAAAAGCAAACAGCUCUACUAAGAGCCCAUAUACGAUAUAGAGAUAUAUGUAUGUAUCAAACCUAAUCUAUUUAUAAAUGCAUAAUGCAAGAUCUGGCAGCUUUGGGCUACUACAGAUAGAGAUUAAUAGCACAAUCAUUCGCCUGUCUGCUCAAAAUUCAGUCCCCUGAGUUUGACAGGACUUGCUCCCAGGUAAGUAUGCCUAGGAUUGCAGACUUAAUUUUGUCAAACUUGGCAGGAUUUCCUUCUGAAUAGGCAAGCCUAGGAUUGUGCCGUCGGUACCACCCAUUGCUUAAAUCACAAUAUAUUUCCCUAUUCAUUUGGGCAAUGAUAUAUUUAAUAGAUGAUAUAAAUACGUAAAUAUAGAAUAAUUUAACUGCCUCAUGUCCAGGACUUUGAUUGUAGAUGUGGCACUUUAUUUUCCCAAGAGCA